AUGCGUCUGGGUGGAUGUCUAUCAGCUAGAAAUGCCAUUUUCACAUAUCAGGAGUCCCAGUCCCGAAAAAUGACAGAAGAGCGUUGCUCUACUACAAGCAAGCAACCAACCGAGGUCACUAAACAUACUGUCGCAUCACUUCGAGCAGCUCCUGUCGGAGAUGGCCACCAUGGAAGGGAUUUCUACAAAUAUUUCUUUGAAACCCACCCUGAACAUCGUCACUUCUACAAGGGAGCUGAAAAUUACAGUGGUAAAGAUGUGUUGAAGAGCGAGAGAUUUGACAAGCUGGGAGAUGCCAUACUGCUUUUCGUGCACGUUCUAGCCAACACCUAUGAAAAUGAAUCCGUUUUUCGCGCUUUUGUCCAUAGAGUGAUGAUUGAGCACUUCACGAGAAACAUUGAUCCUAAACUCUGGAAGCCUUUUUGGGAGUUCUGGACCGGUUACUUGAACAGCAAGGGAGCAAAUCUUUCUGCUGAACAGCAGACAGCGUGGGAUAUUCUGGGCACGAGAUUCAACGAGGAAGCCCAAUCAUAUCUGGCCAAAGUUGGACGCGACCACGCUUAG
Molecule: messenger RNA, 564 nt
Organism: Cylicocyclus nassatus
Lineage: Eukaryota; Metazoa; Nematoda; Chromadorea; Rhabditida; Strongylidae
Source: the annotation of a GenBank genome assembly